Messenger RNA from Olea europaea var. sylvestris, 1104 nucleotides. RefSeq lists its product as uncharacterized. The record is from RefSeq and is a predicted model, not a curated record. NCBI's taxonomy places the organism in Eukaryota, Viridiplantae, Streptophyta, Magnoliopsida, Lamiales, Oleaceae. The coding region runs from base 76 to 1104 and encodes 342 amino acids. The transcript is spliced from 4 exons.
UGUUUUAUUUUAACAUAUAUCCAAUUAUACAAUUUCCACUCCCCUUUGAGGCACGAACUAUUAGAAUUUGUAACAAUGGAUUUCUGGCAAAGAGCUCGGACCUUCGCCGAGGAAGCCGCUAAGCGAUCGCAGGAGCUGACACAAGGAAUCGGCUCCACCAAUUUCUCCGAUGUAGUAUCCGAGGCGUCGAAACGGUCCAUGGAGUUAGCCGCCGAGGUGUCAAAUAAGUCCAAGGAAAUUGCCGUUGAGGCAGCGAAGAAGUCGAAAGAGAUCGCUUCUGAAGCGUCGAAGAAGUCGAAGGAAAUAGCUGAUCAGAUCAAGUUUCAGAUUCCACCGGUCGCCGCCGUGGCACUGACUCACCUGGUAGACUCAGGUCAGAAGGGAAAUGAUGUUGAUCUGGAGAAGUACGGGGUUACCGAUGAGCUGCGGGAGUUUGUGAAGGGGAUGACUAUGAAUACUUUUGAGGAUUUUCCGCUUGAAGAUGACUUAGAGAUGUCAGAUAUUCCUACUGUUUCAAAUGUUCGACAGGAUCUCACAGAGUGGCAAGCAACCCAUGCCAAGCUUAUGCUUGCAACAGUGAAGGAAAUUUCUAAGCUAAGGUAUGAGUUAUGCCCAAGAGUGAUGAAAGAGAGGAAAUUUUGGAGAAUCUACUUUAUUCUAGUUAACAGUCAUGUGACACCGUAUGAAAAAGGGAAUAUGGAGGAGGUAAAGCUAAAAUCUUCAGAAAAGGAGAAAAAUGCUGACAGGAAGGAAAUUGCAUCAGGUGGAACAUCUUCUGAAGCAGUAUUGGAGGUUUCAAACCAGAAAAGCAAUAAUGCUAAGUCACCUGCCUCGGAGCAGGAUUUAGAUGUAUUUCUUCUCGGAGAUCUCGAGGACAGUGAUGAUGGUCCAGGUACAGUAAAGGCACUUAUUAAUGUGUCAGCAUUUGAUAUGCAUAGGCAACUAAAUUGUUUUGGAUCUCUUUUGAAUUCUUUCUUUUUUUUUAUUUUGGGGGGGGGGGGGGGGGGAAUUUCCCCCAGAAAACCAAACCUACUCAUGGGGCGCCAUGUGUAUAAUGUUGUUGCCACCCAUCUCCACUUGAACUGCUCGACCCACUUAUAUUAA